UUAUGAAUAGUUAGCUAGAAUAGGCCGUCUGUGUGCUUUAUACAAAAUAUAUUCACCAGAAGACCACCGGUUAAGCAAAGAUGACAGUUUGUCGCUAUGUUACAGCGCUGUGGAAUAACUCGCCCUUGUUACGUCAUUGUUUCUUCGGGAUUUCAAAAACGCAUGUCUUCAUACACAAACCACAGCGUGGAUUUGCCGCCAUAGUGAAUGAUGCAACAAUCAGCGGCUUCGUCCCAGAACAGCAGAGCACCGGUCGUGGGAAUAUCAUCCUGAUGGGGUGUCCAGGUAGCGGGAAGACGACGAUUGGCUCUCUGCUCAGCAAACAACUAGGAAUGUGGCAACUGGAUAUAGACAAUGAUCACCUUGAGCCUCUGUGGGGCACAACGGUGGCCCAAAAACUCAGUAUUGUGGGAGAAGAAAGUUUUAUACAAGAGGAAGGGAAGGCUGUAGAGCAGCUAAACGUAUCCAACCGGGUUAUUUCACUUAGCGGGUCGAAUCCUCUUCACACGGCUUCAAUGACACAGCUACGGGAAAGCGGUACCGUGGUAUACCUCGAUGUGCCAAUCAGUGAUAUCUUGUGCCGUCUACAUAAGAUGAAAACAGACCGUAUAGUUGGGCAGGGAAAUGGUUCUACAAUGAAAGACGUGCUUCAAUACCGGCUUCAGUUCUACGAAAAGUUUUAUGAUAUUCGUGUUAUUGUUGGGAAAAAUGAAACUUGUGAGAGUAUAGCUGAGAGAGUUAUAGAUCACCUGAAGACAUUUAGAGAAGAAAGAUGCUAUUUGUCCACACGUGUGACCUCGUCAGCAAACCAAGAAGGAGUGUUUAAGAGCUUUUCAGAUACCAUUAUUCAGGGUUUUGCACAAGAUGGUGGUUUGUUCGUACCAGCUUACGACAUUCCUAAAUUUAGCCUGCAAGAAAUAGAGAGAAUUGUAGAUUUGUCAUACGAAGAAAGAGCUCUAAGGGUUCUGCAAAGGUGGAUUCCAUCUUCGCAAAUAGACUCUGAAUCCAUAAGAAAGUUCCUCAGUCAUGCUUAUGGUAGUGGGAAUUUUGAGGAUUCAAACGUAUGUCCCGUGCGCCAUAUUCACGGGAAUCAGUAUCUAUCUGAACUCUAUCAUGGUCCUACCGCAUCGUUCAAAGAUUUGUCACUACAGCUUAUGCCACAACUCUUCAAGCAUGCGGUUGAAAAGUCACCAGAACAUAGAAAUACACGGCACCUAAUACUUGUAGCCACGUCUGGGGACACGGGGGGAGCAGUACUCGAUGGAUUUUCAAGGCUGUCUGAAGAGACAGAUAUUGCUGUUAUGGUGCUCUACCCAGAAAACGGAGUCAGUGGUAUACAGAAGGCGCAGAUGACUUCAAUGAACGGCCACAGAACAAUUUCAAUCGGAGUGAACGCAGACUUUGACUUUUGCCAGUCUACAAUCAAAAAGAUUUUUCGGGAUGUCGAUCUUUGUAAGGAGUUAAAAGAGAAACAUAACUGUUAUUUAAGCGCUGCAAAUUCUAUCAACUGGGGACGGCUCCUUCCACAAAUUAUCCAUCACUGCUCGGCUUACCUUGAUCUCGUGAAACAAGGUGUUGUGCAGCUUGGCGAACACGUAGAUUGCUGCGUACCAACGGGAAACUUCGGGAAUAUAUUAGCAGCCUAUUAUGCAAAGCGUUUGGGCAUGCCGUUCGGAAGACUUAUCUGUGCUUCCAACGUGAAUAAUGUCCUAAGUCAGUUCAUCAAGACAGGAAAAUAUGACCUAUUCUCACGGAAACUCCACCUGAGCGUCUCCCCUGCCAUCGAUAUCCUCAAAUCAUCUAACCUAGAAAGAUACCUGUGGCACAUCUCGGACAGACGUGGCGAUAUCAUCCGGGAACUGUACACAUCUCUGGAAUCCAAAGACUUCUUUGAAAUUAACGACCAGAUGCGGAGCACAGUUCAGCGGGACUUUUUAUCAGAUUGGUGCUCAGAAGAAGAAUGCAUGGACAUGAUUAAAGAAACAUUUACUGAACACAAUUACCUGCUGGACCCUCAUACCGCUGUGGCCAAGGUAGUUGCAGACAGGUAUCUCGAAAUUGAUCGGCCAAUGCUUAUCGCAGCCACAGCACACUAUGGAAAGUUUGCAAACGAGGUGUUGCGGGCACUGAGCAUGGAUAACGGACGGCAGCACGCACCAGCGGGAUUGUUUAAAAUUUUAGAGGAACUUAAUACCAGACCACAAAUGCACAAGAACUUGUCACAAGCAGUAGAAUCUAACACUUCAACACAGCCUGUUUGCGAGGCGUCAUUGGAAGAUAUUGUGACUUGUGUGAAAGCAUUUGUUGCAUCAUUUUAGUCUGUGUGUGCAUCAACCGGCGUACAUGUUCUUAGCGUUAUUGGUGAAGCCAAACAUACCAAUGUAAUAGUAUCAUUAUGGAUGUUGUACCAGAAAAAAAUAAACAGCUUUAUGUUCCAAUAAAUCCU
Molecule: messenger RNA, 2446 nt
Organism: Liolophura sinensis
Lineage: Eukaryota; Metazoa; Mollusca; Polyplacophora; Chitonida; Chitonidae
Product: threonine synthase-like 1
Exons: 10
Coding region: 81-2318 (745 amino acids)
Cellular component (GO): cytoplasm
Source: RefSeq, a predicted model, not a curated record